Molecule: messenger RNA, 18061 nt
Organism: Mauremys mutica (yellowpond turtle)
Lineage: Eukaryota; Metazoa; Chordata; Testudines; Geoemydidae
Product: mucin-5AC-like
Exons: 50
Coding region: 1-16917 (5638 amino acids)
Cellular component (GO): extracellular matrix
Molecular function (GO): protein binding
Source: RefSeq, a predicted model, not a curated record
AUGGGCAUAGGCUGGGGGGUACGAAUACCACUAUGGAUACCAAUAUUAGUGAUCACCUUUAUGCAGAACAAAGUCAAAGCGCAAUAUGAGGACCAACAAGCAAAUUAUGAUGACUAUAAUUAUGUCCAGCAGGGACAAGACUAUUUUUCUGUACCAGUAACUAAACCACAAGAAGUGACAAUCAUCCAACCACUGAGAACGACGCUGCCCAUAAAGCCUGGCAACCCUGCUCACAAUGGACGUGUGUGCAGCACCUGGGGAAACUUCCACUUCAAGACCUUUGAUGGAGACAUCUUUCACUUCCCUGGGCUCUGCAACUAUGUCUUUGCAUCCCACUGCAAAUCUGCCUACGAGGACUUCAACAUCCAGAUCAGGCGCACUGUGCUGGAAAGCUCUCCUGUGAUCAGCCAUAUCACCCUGAAGCUUGACGGAAUGGUGACUGAACUGACCUCAGACUCCAUUGUGGUCAAUGGCAACCCAAUUCAGCUGCCUUUCAGCCAGUCAGGAAUCCUGAUAGAGAGAAGUAGCGGAUAUUUGAAAAUCACUGCCAAGAUGGGCAUGGUCUUCAUGUGGAACCAACUGGAUGGCCUUCUGGUGGAACUGGAUAAGAAAUAUGCCAAUCAGACCUGUGGGCUUUGUGGGGACUUCAAUGGCAUUCCAAUUUACAAUGAGUUCACAUCAAACAACAUCAAGCUGACUGACGUACAGUUUGGGAAUAUGCAGAAGAUGGAUGGACCCACAGAGCAAUGCGAGGAUCCUACAUCUUCUUCUCUUUCAAACUGCUCUAAUGAAUUUAGUGCUAUCUGCCAGACAAUAUUGACUGGUGAAGCGUUUGUGAGCUGCAAUGCACUGGUGGAUGUUCAAGACUAUAUUGACUCUUGCGUACAAGACUUGUGCCGCUGUGAUGAGUCUAUGCGUGAUUUCUGCAUCUGUAACACCUUUGCUGAAUACUCCCGGCAGUGCGCCCAUGCUGGUGGACAACCUCUGAACUGGAGAACGAAAGAACUGUGCAACAAGACAUGCCCUUAUAACAUGCAGCACGAGGAAUGUGGCUCCCCCUGUGCUAACACCUGCACCAACCCUGAAAGGUCAGCCCUCUGUGAAGAUCACUGUACCGAUGGCUGCGUCUGCCCCCCAGGAACCUUGUUUGAUGACAUUAACAGCUCUGGAUGUAUCCCUCUCAGCGAGUGCCCCUGUACCUACAAAGGUGAAACGUAUAGUCCAGGUGCUUCUUUUGCAUCCCAGUGCACUUCAUGUACCUGUACUGGAGGCCAGUGGAGUUGUGUCAGCCGUUCCUGCCCUGGGACUUGCUCCAUUGAAGGAGGUUCCCACAUCUCCACAUUUGAUGAGAAACGUUAUUCCUUCUUUGGAGAUUGUAGCUAUAUCCUGACAAAGCUCUGUGACAGCGAUGCCUUCACUGUUCUAGGAGAAGUCCGCAAAUGUGGCCUAACCGACACUGAGACAUGCCUGAAAGGUGUAGCCAUCAGCAUAAGUGGAGGACAAACUAUUGUUGUGAUCAAACCUUCUGGCAGCGUGUUUGUGAAUACGAUCUUCACCCAGUUGCCCUUCUCUGCAGCCAAUGUCACUAUCUUCAGGCCAUCAUCAUUCUUCAUCACUGUACAAACAAAUUUUGGGCUUCAGCUUCAGCUGCAGCUUGUACCCAUCAUGCAACUCUUUGUAAACUUAGACCCGUCCCACAAAGGGCAGACAUGUGGUCUUUGUGGAAACUUCAACAAUAUCCAAGCAGAUGACUUCAAAGCCACAAAUGGCAUAGUGGAAGGAACAGCAGCCGCUUUUGCCAAUACCUGGAAAACCCAGGGUGAUUGUCCUGAUGUCAAAAACAUCUUUGAGAACCCCUGUACACUCAGCAUAGAAAAUGAAAAAUAUGCUCAGCACUGGUGUGGAUUGCUGACUGAUACUCAAGGACCUUUUGCUGAAUGCCACUCAACAGUGAAUCCAGAUGUUUACCACACGAACUGUCUGUUUGACACCUGUAACUGUGAAAAGAGUGAGGAUUGUAUGUGUGCUGCCCUCUCUACCUAUGUCAAAGCCUGUGCUGCCAAAGGAGUCCUGUUGAAUGGAUGGAGGACCAAUGUCUGCACCAUAACCUCGUGCCCCAAAUCCCUGACGUACAGCUACGUUGUCAAUUCCUGUCAACCCACUUGCCGAUCUUUGAGCGAGCCCGAUGUCACAUGCAACAUCAAGUUCACUCCAGUUGAUGGCUGUACCUGCGCAAAUGGAACUUACAUGGAUGAAAAUGGCAAAUGCGUGCCUGCUACUAGCUGUCCUUGUUAUUACAAAGGAUCUGUGCUACCUUCUGGAGAGGUUGUUCACGACAAUGGUGUCAUAUGCUCUUGCACACAUGGAAAUCUGGACUGCGUUAGAGUGAAACCAGAACCAGUCUGUGUAGCUCCCAUGGUCUACUUUGACUGCAGCAAUGUCACUGCAGGCACAAUUGGAUCCGAGUGCCAGAAGAGCUGUCAGACUCUUGACAUGGGAUGCUACAGCACACAGUGUGUCUCUGGCUGCGUGUGCCCUAAUGAUCUAGUGUCAGAUGGCAAAGGUGGCUGUGUAGCUGUGGGGGAUUGUCCAUGUGUUCACAAUGAGGCCUCCUACAAUCCAGGAGAAACAAUCAAAGUCAACUGUAACACCUGCACUUGUAAAAACAGAAUGUGGCAAUGCACCAAUGAAUCUUGCCUGGCAACCUGUUCUGUUUAUGGAGAUGGUCAUUACAUUACUUUCGAUGGCAAACGCUUCAGCUUUAGUGGAGAUUGUGAAUACACACUGGUCCAGGAUUACUGUGGUAAGAACAGUACCAGUCUUGGAACCUUCCGAGUUAUCACGGAGAACAUCCCCUGUGGAACCACUGGGACCACCUGCUCAAAGGCCAUUAAAGUCUUCCUAGGGAACUAUGAACUGGUACUCAGUGAUGGAAAGUUUGAAGUGAUAGAGAAGGUCCGUGGAGGGGAAGUGCCAUACAAGGUCCGUUACAUGGGCAUCUACAUGGUGAUUGACACCGACACUGGGUUGAUUCUCAUGUGGGAUAAGAAAACCAGCAUAUUCAUCAAGCUCAGCCCAGAUUUUAAGGGUCAGGUCUGUGGCCUGUGUGGGAACUAUGACGGCAAUGGCAUUAAUGACUUUACCACCAGAAGUCAGUCUGUGGUAGGAGAUGUGCUGGAGUUUGGAAACAGCUGGAAGGUGUCUCCUACUUGCCCAGAUGCCAAGAGCAACAAGGAUCCUUGCCGUGCAAACCCUUACAGGAACUCUUGGGCCCAGAAGCAGUGCAGCAUAAUCAACAGCAAAGUAUUCUCUGCCUGUCACUCUCAGGUUGAACCAAAUGAAUAUUAUGAAGCAUGUGUGACUGAUGCAUGUGCCUGUGACACUGGGGGAGAUUGUGAAUGUUUCUGUACAGCGGUAGCUUCAUAUGCUCAAGCAUGUAAUGAGGCUGGCAUUUGUGUUGCAUGGAGAACCCCAUCUAUCUGUCCUCUGUUCUGUGAUUACUACAACCCGCAAGGAGAAUGUGAGUGGCACUACAAGCCUUGUGGGUCCCCUUGUAUGAAGACCUGCAGGAACCCAAGUGGAAAAUGCCUUCAUGAGUUACAAGGCUUGGAAGGCUGCUAUCCAAAGUGUCCAGAGAACAAGCCCUAUUUUGAUGAAGAUGAUAUGGAGUGUGUUGAUAAGUGUGGCUGUUACGAUACCAAGGGAAAAUAUUACAAGCCAGGAACACCCAUUCGUUCAGAAGAGAACUGUCAAUCAUGUGAAUGCACAAUGAAUGGCAUUAAGUGUGAAUAUGAUGAAGAUGAAUGCCACUGCACAUAUGAUGGAAAGCAAUAUGAGUAUGAGGAUGUCAUCUACAACACUACAGAUGGUAUUGGCGGGUGUAUCAUUGCAACUUGUGGUCACAAUGGAACAAUUGAUAGAAAAGUCUAUGCAUGUUCUACACCCUUAACCACAACACCAUUUUCAUUUUCCUCUUCAACACCUAUAUCCACCACUACAGUGACACCAACUACAUCAGUCUGUGUUCGUGAAGUAUGCCAGUGGUCACAAUGGUAUGAUGUGAGCUAUCCAGGGUCUGGGAUCAACGGUGGAGAUUUCAACACAUUUGAUCAUUUAAGAGCCAAAGGAUACAAAGUCUGCAAAGCUCCAAAGGCUGUUGAAUGCAGAUCUGAGAAGUUCCCUAACACACCAUUAAGUGAACUAGAGCAAAAAGUAGAAUGUAGUACAACAAUGGGACUAACAUGUUAUAAUAAGGAUCAGCAUCAAAUGAUCUGCGACAACUUCCAGAUAAAAAUCUUAUGCUGUACCUUUGUACCAUGUGAAUAUACAACUCCUGCUACCACAACACCUGUGGAGACUACAACACCCAUCACAAAAACAACCACUCCAGAAACUACUGUAACCAGUAUAUCUUCAACAACUACAGCACUACCUACCACCACAGAACCUAAAACAACUAUUCUUUCAACAAGUACCAUGACCUCCAAAACUCCUUCAACAACUCAAGUCACAGAAACAACGAAAAUCACAUCCAUAACACCUUGUAAACCAAAAUGCAAAUGGUCUGAAUGGUAUGAUGUCCAUUUUCCCAGCCUGGACAAUAAAGGAGAUUCUGAAACAUAUGAUGAUAUUAGAGCAGCAGGAAAAGUGAUCUGCAGCAAACCUGAAAAUAUAGAAUGUCGAGCCGAGAAAUUCCCAGAAAAAUCAAUUGAUAACAUUGACCAAAUUGUCCAGUGCAAUGUAUCCUUUGGACUUGUCUGCAGGAAUGAAGAUCAGGAAGGAGUGCUCCAAAUGUGUUAUAACUAUCAAAUAAAAGUAUUGUGCUGUGAUGAUUGCCCAUCCACAUCCACUACUACAGAAACAACAACAACUGCAGGCACACCCAUUGUUUCAACAGAAACUUCCACCCAGACUCCUACAACUACAGAAACUACAACUUCAACCAUAAGAACUACACCUUCAACCACCACCACAAAAGAAACCACAACCAAAGAAGUUAAACCAACUACUCCUUUAACAACCACCCCUAUCGAAACUCCAACAAUCACAACUACACCUUUCACUACCACAACCACAGAAACUACAACUACUCCAGGCACACCCAUUGUUUCAACAGAAACUUCCACCCAGACUCCUACAACUACAGAAACUACAACUUCAACCACAAGAACUACACCUUCAACCACCACCACAACAGAAACCACAACCAAAGAAGUUAAAACAACUACUCCUUUAACAACCACGCCUAUCAAAACUACAACAAUCACAACUACACCUUUCACUACCACAACCACAGAAACUACAACUACUCCAGGUACACCCAUUGUUUCAACAGAAACUUCCACACUGACUCCUACAACUACAGAAACUACAUCAACAGUAGGAACUACACAGUCAUCCACCACCAGCAUAGAAACUACAACAGUCACAACUACACCUUUCACUGUCACAACCACACAAACUACAACAACCACAGGUACUACAACCAUGACAACUCCUCAAACUACUACUACAAUAUCAGCCACUACUCCAAUAAUCUCAACACCAAUUCCAGACACUUUUACUACUACAGCUACUUCACCAACCAAUACUCAAACCACCACCACCGAGUUUACCACAAUAGUAAAUAAAACCACUACACCAACAACUACUGAAACUACCAUGGCUGCAACUGCUACACCUAUUUCAACAACAAAACCUACAUCAUCAAUAACAGCAACAACUACUCCAGCAAUAACCACAAUCUCAGAAACUACAACAGCUGUGACAACUGUUUCUCUAACAACUGCUGGUUGUAUUAAAGAACUAUGUGAAUGGUCACAAUGGUAUGAUAUAAGUUACCCAGGGUCUGCUAUCAAUGAUGGAGAUUUCGAUACAUUUAAGAAUAUAAGAGCCAAAGGAUACAAAGUAUGCAAAGCUCCAAAGGCUGUGGAAUGCAGAGCAGAAAGAUUCCCUAACACACCAUUGAAUGAGCUGGAGCAAAAUGUAAUAUGCAGUAAAACAAAAGGGCUGAUAUGUUAUAACAAGGAUCAACUUCCACCAAUCUGCUAUAAUUACCAGAUCAAAAUUGAAUGUUGCCAAAACGUAAUUGUAUCAUGCCCACCAACCACCCCAGCCACUACCCCAAUUGUAACAACCACCCCAACCAUUACCCCUAUAGGAACAACCACCCCAGCCACUACCCCAAUUGUAACAACCACCCCAACCAUUACCUAUAUAGGAACAACCACCCCAGCCACUACCCCAACUGUAACAACUACCCCAGCCACUACCCCAACUGUAACAACUACCCCAGCCACUACCCCAGUUGUAACAACAACAACAACAACAAUGCUAACAACCACCCCAAACAAUACCCCAAUAGGAACAACCACUCCAACCACUACCCCAAUGGUAAAAACGACUCCAACAACUACAACGACAGUAGCAACCAUCACAACAAUAUUAACAACCACCCCAAUCACUACCACAAUAGAAACAACCACCCCAGCCACUACCCCAAUAGUAAAAACCACCCCAGCCACAACAACGACAGUAACAACCACCCCAGCCACAACAAUGACAGUAACAACCAGGACAACAGCAACCACAAAAAACAUUAUUACCCAUAUAAGGACAACUAAUACACCUCGAACCGAACCUGUACAAAUAGAAACGACUAAAGGAACACCAAGUACAACUAAAGAAACCACACAGGUGACUAAAACAACACAAGAAAGAACUCCAGUCACAACAACAUCAACCAUCUCCACAACACUGCCAACUACCACCUCCGUAGAAACCACAACUAGUGAAGCAACCCAAAGCACAACCACAACAGGUACCACCACUCUGCCUACCACAGAAAUCCCCACAACAUCAGCAAUACCCACAACUCCAAGAACAACCACUUCCUCAACUACAAGUUGUCAACCAACAUGCACAUGGUCCAAAUGGUUUGAUGUCGAUUUUCCCUCUUCUGGACCUAAAGAAGGAGACAUUGAAACCUAUAACAACAUAAGGGCAGCAGGAGGGAAAAUCUGCAAAAAGCCUGAAAAUAUUGAGUGUAGGGCAGAAAACCACCCAGACAUAAGCAUCGAUGAGGUUGGUCAAAUUGUGCAGUGCGAUGUCAAUUUUGGGCUGAUGUGCAAAAAUGAGGAUCAAAUCGGUAAAUUUAAAAUGUGUUUGAAUUACGAGGUACGUGUUUUGUGCUGUGAAGAAAACCUUACCUGCCCAACCACAACCAGAAGUAUUGCAACCACAACUAUACGUACACCACCAACUACAGUCACAAAAACCACCAUUGAAGUCACAACUUCUACUAAACCACCAGGCACAGAAACACCAGGGACAACCACGGCUGAAACACCUCCAAUCACUACACCUAAAACAACAACCAGAAGCACAACGGGCACCACCUCUCUGCCUACCAAAGAAAUCACCACAACGUCAACGAUCUCCACAACACUGCCAACUACCACCUCCGUAGAAACCACAACUAGUGAAGCAACCCAAAGCACAACCACAACAGGUACCACCACUCUGCCUACCACAGAAAUCCCCACAACAUCAGCAAUACCCACAACUCCAAGAACAACCACUUCCUCAACUACAAGUUGUCAACCAACAUGCACAUGGUCCAAAUGGUUUGAUGUCGAUUUUCCCUCUUCUGGACCUAAAGAAGGAGACAUUGAAACCUAUAAUAACAUAAGGGCUGCAGGAGAGAUAAUCUGCGGAAAGCCUGAAAAUAUUGAGUGUAGGGCAGAAAACCACCCAGACAUAAGCAUCGAUGAGGUUGGUCAAAUUGUGCAGUGCGAUGUCAAUUUUGGGCUGAUGUGCAAAAAUGAGGAUCAAAUCGGUAAAUUUAAAAUGUGUUUGAAUUACGAGGUACGUGUUUUGUGCUGUGAAGAAAACCUUAACUGCCCAACCACAACCAGAAGUAUUGCAACCACAACUAUACGUACACCACCAACUACAGUCACAAAAACCACCAUUGAAGUCACAACUUCUACUAAACCACCAGGCACAGAAACACCAGGGACAACCACGGCUGAAACACCUCCAAUCACUACACCUAAAACAACAACCAGAAGCACAACGGGUACCACCUCUCUGCCUACUAAAGAAAUCACCACAACGUCAACGAUCUCCACAACACUGCCAACUACCACCUCUGUAGAAACCACAACUAGUGAAGCAACCCAAAGCACAACCACAACAGGUACCACCACUCUGCCUACCACAGAAAUCCCCACAACAUCACCAAUACCCACAACUCCAAGAACAACCACUUCCUCAACUACAAGUUGUCAACCAACAUGCACAUGGUCCAAAUGGUUUGAUGUCGAUUUUCCCUCUUCUGGACCUAAAGAAGGAGACAUUGAAACCUAUAACAACAUAAGGGCAGCAGGAGGGAAAAUCUGCAAAAAGCCUGAAAAUAUUGAGUGUAGGGCAGAAAACCACCCAGACAUAAGCAUCGAUGAGGUUGGUCAAAUUGUGCAGUGCGAUGUCAAUUUUGGGCUGAUGUGCAAAAAUGAGGAUCAAAUCGGUAAAUUUAAAAUGUGUUUGAAUUACGAGGUACGUGUUUUGUGCUGUGAAGAAAACCUUAACUGCCCAACCACAACCAGAAGUAUUGCAACCACAACUAUACGUACACCACCAACUACAGUCACAAAAACCACCAUUGAAGUCACAACUUCUACUAAACCACCAGGCACAGAAACACCAGGGACAACCACGACUGAAACACCUCCAAUCACUACACCUAAAACAACAACCAGAAGCACAACGGGCACCACCUCUCUGCCUACCAAAGAAAUCACCACAACGUCAACGAUCUCCACAACACUGCCAACUACCACCUCCGUAGAAACCACAACUAGUGAAGCAACCCAAAGCACAACCACAACAGGUACCACCACUCUGCCUACCACAGAAAUCCCCACAACAUCAGCAAUACCCACAACUCCAAGAACAACCACUUCCUCAACUACAAGUUGUCAACCAACAUGCACAUGGUCCAAAUGGUUUGAUGUCGAUUUUCCCUCUUCUGGACCUAAAGAAGGAGACAUUGAAACCUAUAAUAACAUAAGGGCUGCAGGAGAGAUAAUCUGCGGAAAGCCUGAAAAUAUUGAGUGUAGGGCAGAAAACCACCCAGACAUAAGCAUCGAUGAGGUUGGUCAAAUUGUGCAGUGCGAUGUCAAUUUUGGGCUGAUGUGCAAAAAUGAGGAUCAAAUCGGUAAAUUUAAAAUGUGUUUGAAUUACGAGGUACGUGUUUUGUGCUGUGAAGAAAACCUUAACUGCCCAACCACAACCAGAAGUAUUGCAACCACAACUAUACGUACACCACCAACUACAGUCACAAAAACCACCAUUGAAGUCACAACUUCUACUAAACCACCAGGCACAGAAACACCAGGGACAACCACGGCUGAAACACCUCCAAUCACUACACCUAAAACAACAACCAGAAGCACAACGGGCACCACCUCUCUGCCUACCAAAGAAAUCACCACAACGUCAACGAUCUCCACAACACUGCCAACUACCACCUCCGUAGAAACCACAACUAGUGAAGCAACCCAAAGCACAACCACAACAGGUACCACCACUCUGCCUACCACAGAAAUCCCCACAACAUCACCAAUACCCACAACUCCAAGAACAACCACUUCCUCAACUACAAGUUGUCAACCAACAUGCACAUGGUCCAAAUGGUUUGAUGUCGAUUUUCCCUCUUCUGGACCUAAAGAAGGAGACAUUGAAACCUAUAAUAACAUAAGGGCUGCAGGAGAGAUAAUCUGCGGAAAGCCUGAAAAUAUUGAGUGUAGGGCAGAAAACCACCCAGACAUAAGCAUCGAUGAGGUUGGUCAAAUUGUGCAGUGCGAUGUCAAUUUUGGGCUGAUGUGCAAAAAUGAGGAUCAAAUCGGUAAAUUUAAAAUGUGUUUGAAUUACGAGGUACGUGUUUUGUGCUGUGAAGAAAACCUUAACUGCCCAACCACAACCAGAAGUAUUGCAACCACAACUAUACGUACACCACCAACUACAGUCACAAAAACCACCAUUGAAGUCACAACUUCUACUAAACCACCAGGCACAGAAACACCAGGGACAACCACGGCUGAAACACCUCCAAUCACUACACCUAAAACAACAACCAGAAGCACAACGGGUACCACCUCUCUGCCUACCAAAGAAAUCACCACAACGUCAACGAUCUCCACAACACUGCCAACUACCACCUCCGUAGAAACCACAACUAGUGAAGCAACCCAAAGCACAACCACAACAGGUACCACCACUCUGCCUACCACAGAAAUCCCCACAACAUCACCAAUACCCACAACUCCAAGAACAACCACUUCCUCAACUACAAGUUGUCAACCAACAUGCACAUGGUCCAAAUGGUUUGAUGUCGAUUUUCCCUCUUCUGGACCUAAAGAAGGAGACAUUGAAACCUAUAAUAACAUAAGGGCUGCAGGAGAGAUAAUCUGCGGAAAGCCUGAAAAUAUUGAGUGUAGGGCAGAAAACCACCCAGACAUAAGCAUCGAUGAGGUUGGUCAAAUUGUGCAGUGCGAUGUCAAUUUUGGGCUGAUGUGCAAAAAUGAGGAUCAAAUCGGUAAAUUUAAAAUGUGUUUGAAUUACGAGGUACGUGUUUUGUGCUGUGAAGAAAACCUUAACUGCCCAACCACAACCAGAAGUAUUGCAACCACAACUAUACGUACACCACCAACUACAGUCACAAAAACCACCAUUGAAGUCACAACUUCUACUAAACCACCAGGCACAGAAACACCAGGGACAACCACGGCUGAAACACCUCCAAUCACUACACCUAAAACAACAACCAGAAGCACAACGGGCACCACCUCUCUGCCUACCAAAGAAAUCACCACAACGUCAACGAUCUCCACAACACUGCCAACUACCACCUCCGUAGAAACCACAACUAGUGAAGCAACCCAAAGCACAACCACAACAGGUACCACCACUCUGCCUACCACAGAAAUCCCCACAACAUCACCAAUACCCACAACUCCAAGAACAACCACUUCCUCAACUACAAGUUGUCAACCAACAUGCACAUGGUCCAAAUGGUUUGAUGUCGAUUUUCCCUCUUCUGGACCUAAAGAAGGAGACAUUGAAACCUAUAACAACAUAAGGGCAGGAGGGAAAAUCUGCAAAAAGCCUGAAAAUAUUGAGUGUAGGGCAGAAAACCACCCAGACAUAAGCAUCGAUGAGGUUGGUCAAAUUGUGCAGUGCGAUGUCAAUUUUGGGCUGAUGUGCAAAAAUGAGGAUCAAAUCGGUAAAUUUAAAAUGUGUUUGAAUUACGAGGUACGUGUUUUGUGCUGUGAAGAAAACCUUAACUGCCCAACCACAACCAGAAGUAUUGCAACCACAACUAUACGUACACCACCAACUACAGUCACAAAAACCACCAUUGAAGUCACAACUUCUACUAAACCACCAGGCACAGAAACACCAGGGACAACCACGGCUGAAACACCUCCAAUCACUACACCUAAAACAACAACCAGAAGCACAACGGGCACCACCUCUCUGCCUACCAAAGAAAUCACCACAACGUCAACGAUCUCCACAACACUGCCAACUACCACCUCCGUAGAAACCACAACUAGUGAAGCAACCCAAAGCACAACCACAACAGGUACCACCACUCUGCCUACCACAGAAAUCCCCACAACAUCAGCAAUACCCACAACUCCAAGAACAACCACUUCCUCAACUACAAGUUGUCAACCAACAUGCACAUGGUCCAAAUGGUUUGAUGUCGAUUUUCCCUCUUCUGGACCUAAAGAAGGAGACAUUGAAACCUAUAAUAACAUAAGGGCUGCAGGAGAGAUAAUCUGCGGAAAGCCUGAAAAUAUUGAGUGUAGGGCAGAAAACCACCCAGACAUAAGCAUCGAUGAGGUUGGUCAAAUUGUGCAGUGCGAUGUCAAUUUUGGGCUGAUGUGCAAAAAUGAGGAUCAAAUCGGUAAAUUUAAAAUGUGUUUGAAUUACGAGGUACGUGUUUUGUGCUGUGAAGAAAACCUUAACUGCCCAACCACAACCAGAAGUAUUGCAACCACAACUAUACGUACACCACCAACUACAGUCACAAAAACCACCAUUGAAGUCACAACUUCUACUAAACCACCAGGCACAGAAACACCAGGGACAACCACGGCUGAAACACCUCCAAUCACUACACCUAAAACAACAACCAGAAGCACAACGGGCACCACCUCUCUGCCUACCAAAGAAAUCACCACAACGUCAACGAUCUCCACAACACUGCCAACUACCACCUCCGUAGAAACCACAACUAGUGAAGCAACCCAAAGCACAACCACAACAGGUACCACCACUCUGCCUACCACAGAAAUCCCCACAACAUCAGCAAUACCCACAACUCCAAGAACAACCGCUUCCUCAACUACAAGUUGUCAACCAACAUGCACAUGGUCCAAAUGGUUUGAUGUCGAUUUUCCCUCUUCUGGACCUAAAGAAGGAGACAUUGAAACCUAUAAUAACAUAAGGGCAGCAGGAGAGAAAAUCUGCGGAAAGCCUGAAAAUAUUGAGUGUAGGGCAGAAAACCACCCAGACAUAAGCAUCGAUGAGGUUGGUCAAAUUGUGCAGUGCGAUGUCAAUUUUGGGCUGAUGUGCAAAAAUGAGGAUCAAAUCGGUAAAUUUAAAAUGUGUUUGAAUUACGAGGUACGUGUUUUGUGCUGUGAAGAAAACCUUAACUGCCCAACCACAACCAGAAGUAUUGCAACCACAACUAUACGUACACCACCAACUACAGUCACAAAAACCACCAUUGAAGUCACAACUUCUACUAAACCACCAGGCACAGAAACACCAGGGACAACCACGGCUGAAACACCUCCAAUCACUACACCUAAAACAACAACCAGAAGCACAACGGGCACCACCUCUCUGCCUACCAAAGAAAUCACCACAACGUCAACGAUCUCCACAACACUGCCAACUACCACCUCCGUAGAAACCACAACUAGUGAAACAACCCAAAGCACAACCACAACAGGUACCACCACUCUGCCUACCACAGAAAUCCCCACAACAUCAGCAAUACCCACAACUCCAAGAACAACCACUUCCUCAACUACAAGUUGUCAACCAACAUGCACAUGGUCCAAAUGGUUUGAUGUCGAUUUUCCCUCUUCUGGACCUAAAGAAGGAGACAUUGAAACCUAUAACAACAUAAGGGCAGCAGGAGGGAAAAUCUGCAAAAAGCCUGAAAAUAUUGAGUGUAGGGCAGAAAACCACCCAGACAUAAGCAUCAAUGAGGUUGGUCAAAUUGUGCAGUGCGAUGUCAAUUUUGGGCUGAUGUGCAAAAAUGAGGAUCAAAUCGGUAAAUUUAAAAUGUGUUUGAAUUACGAGGUACGUGUUUUGUGCUGUGAAGAAAACCUUACCUGCCCAACCACAACCAGAAGUAUUGCAACCACAACUAUACGUACACCACCAACUACAGUCACAAAAACCACCAUUGAAGUCACAACUUCUACUAAACCACCAGGCACAGAAACACCAGGGACAACCACGACUGAAACACCUCCAAUCACUACACCUAAAACAACAACCAGAAGCACAACGGGCACCACCUCUCUGCCUACCAAAGAAAUCACCACAAUGUCAACGAUCUCCACAACACUGCCAACUACCACCUCCGUAGAAACCACAACUAGUGAAGCAACCCAAAGCACAACCACAACAGGUACCACCACUCUGCCUACCACAGAAAUCCCCACAACAUCAGCAAUACCCACAACUCCAAGAACAACCACUUCCUCAACUACAAGUUGUCAACCAACUUGCACAUGGUCCAAAUGGUUUGAUGUCGAUUUUCCCUCUUCUGGACCUAAAGAAGGAGACAUUGAAACCUAUAACAACAUAAGGGCAGCAGGAGGGAAAAUCUGCAAAAAGCCUGAAAAUAUUGAGUGUAGGGCAGAAAACCACCCAGACAUAAGCAUCAAUGAGGUUGGUCAAAUUGUGCAGUGCGAUGUCAAUUUUGGGCUGAUGUGCAAAAAUGAGGAUCAAAUCGGUAAAUUUAAAAUGUGUUUGAAUUACGAGGUACGUGUUUUGUGCUGUGAAGAAAACCUUACCUGCCCAACCACAACCAGAAGUAUUGCAACCACAACUAUACGUACACCACCAACUACAGUCACAAAAACCACCAUUGAAGUCACAACUUCUACUAAACCACCAGGCACAGAAACACCAGAGUCUACCACUGCUGAAAUACCUCCAGUCACUACGCCCACACAAGUAACCACUCCAAUUAUUUCAAGUACACAAACAGGAACAACAGAAGUAACCAUGAGAACUACUCACUGCUUUUGCCAAAUUGAGGAUGCUGUUUAUGCAUCUGGUGAAAUGAUUUACAAUGAAAUAGACAAGGAUGGAUGUAAUUUUUAUGCCAUUUGUAGUAAAACGUGUUCAGUGGAGCGAUUUAAGGGACCAUGUAAAUCAACAACUCCAGCAACAACAACUACACCUACACCUACAACUUCAACAUCUAUACCAACUAUGACUCCCACUACAACAGUUAGUUCAACCACUAAAAUUGAGUGUCCUGAUGCUAAACCGCCCAGAAAGAUAGGUGAAACAUGGAAGAUAUCCAACUGUACCACUGCAACUUGCGAGGGCAAUAACAAAAUUGUUAUACAGAAAGUGAAAUGCCCACCUGUAAAGAAAAUUACCUGCGCCAACGGAUACCCACCAGUAAAGGUCUUCAGUGAGGAUGGCUGCUGCUACCACUAUGAAUGUGAAUGUGUCUGUAGUGGCUGGGGUGACCCUCACUACAUUACAUUCGAUGGAACCUAUUACACAUUCCUUGACAACUGCACAUAUACCCUGGUGAAGCAGAUUACCCCUAAAUAUGACAACUUCCGUGUUGACAUUGACAAUUACUUCUGCGAUGCGGAAGAUGGACUUUCCUGUCCUCAGUCCAUUAUUGUUUACUACAAGCACACAGUGGUAGUGCUGACACGUGAACUCUAUAAUGGAGUGAUGGCUAAUAAGAUUAUCUUCAAUAAAACAGUUGUCAACCCAGGCUUCCAGAAAGAUGGCAUUUCUAUUUACAUGCUUGGCAUCAACAUGGUUGUUGAAAUACCUGAGUUUGGAGCUACCAUCACCUUCAGCGGGUUGAUCUUCUCAGUGAAACUCCCAUUCAGCAAAUUUGGCAAUAAUACUGAAGGACAGUGUGGUACAUGCACAAACACCAAAACAGAUGACUGCCGCUUGCCAAGUGGUAAAAUUAUUCCUUCUUGUACCCAAAUGGCUCCCCACUGGAAGGUUGACGAUGGCAAGAAGCAAUACUGUGUAGGAACACCAACACCAACACCAGGACCCAGCACCCCCACUCCAGCUCCCAGCUGUCCCCCGUCUGCUCUUUGCAAGAUAAUUUUGAGCGAAGUCUUUGAAGAAUGCCACAAGGUGAUCCCACCACAAGACUUUUACAAGGGCUGUGUCUUUGAUGCAUGUCACAUGACCAAUACAUCUAUGCAGUGUUCCGGCUUGGAGAUAUAUGCCACUCUGUGUGCCACUAGAGGUGUUUGUGUUGACUGGAGAGGAAAGACCAAAGGCAAAUGCCCAUAUAACUGUCCAGUGGGCAAAGUGUAUGAACCAUGUGGGCCUCUUAAUCCUGCUACCUGUGAUUCAAGGGCUAUUCAACACAAUGGCACUGGCCUAACUGAAGGAUGUUUCUGCCCUGAAGGAAAGAUCCUCUUCAACACAAACAGCGGUGUCUGUGUCUCUGGAUGUGAUAUCUGUAUAGGACCAGAUGGACUGCCCAAAUUACCUGGAGACCAGUGGAAAAGCAAUUGCCAGGACUGUGUUUGUGACCGGUACACUUUUAAAGUGCAGUGUACAAAGCACCCGUGUAAACCACUCCCACCAGUCUCUUGUGAUGACCCAGGGUUUGUACCUGUCCAGUUGCUGACACGAGAAGAUCCAUGCUGUGGCCAGAUUGAAUGCCGAUGUGACACUAGCAAGUGCCCCAAAUCAGUGGCCAGCUGUCAACCAGGAUACGAGUUAAUCCCAGAAGUAUUAAAUGGAAAUUGUUGUACAAUCUUCACAUGCAAGCUAAUACCAGGCUGUGUAACCAAUGGAACUUUCUACAUGCCUGGAGCUGUCAUUCCAAAAGGUACCUGUGAAAAGUGCACCUGCUCUGCUGAAGUAAAGCCAGACAGUCAGAGAAACACUGUUGUCUGCCAUCCCAUUCCAUGUGACACUGAGUGCCCAGUGGGCUAUGAAUAUAAGAUGAAAACUGGACAAUGCUGUGGCGAGUGUGUAAAGGAGGCUUGUGUACUGAAGAUGGAGGAUAACACAGUCCAUGUGCUUAAGGCUGGAGAAGUCUGGCACGAGCCUGGAAAUAACUGUACCCUCUAUAAAUGUGAACAAAUUGAGGAUCAGUUUAUUCCUGUCACUAUAAGGAAAGUCUGUUCACCCAUGUACCCAGAAAACUGCAAACCUGCUGAUAUCAAGCUAAGUGCAGAUGGCUGCUGCAAAAUAUGCAAACCACAGGAAAAAGUAGCUUGUAGACCGCAUAGUACUCUCACUGUCAUCAGACACAAUGAAUGCAACUCUUCUGUGCCUGUGGAACUAACAUACUGCGAAGGCAACUGUGACACUUCUUCAAUAUAUUCCCUUGAGGCGAAUGUGAUGCAACACAAGUGUAAGUGUUGUCAGGAGGUCAAGACCAGCAAAAGACAGGUGACCCUGAGCUGCCCUGAUGGAAGCACCACUGAUUACUCAUACAUCCAUGUGGAGCAGUGUGAUUGUGCGGGCACGGAGUGCAUCCCCCAAACCACUCCCACCACUCCAGAGCAGGAGCAAGAGCAGGAGCAAGAGCAGGAGCAGCAGCAGCAAAAGGAACAGAUCCCCAGAAAAAUGAACCAAAACCAGGAAGAGUAGAAUAUAGACUGAAAUAAAUCUUUUCACUUUUUUUUCCUAAUAAUAAACAAGUAUCCAAAGCAGCUAGAAUCUUGGACAUACGGAUGAAAUUCCUAUAUACAUGCUAGAAAUUUCUGUUUCCUAAUUAUUUCAACUUCCAUUAUCAAUGGAUCUCAUUGCUUUGAGUGUCUUCUUUUAACUUGAGAGGUACAGGAUUAGGAAAUCUUGAGGUUUGUUUUUUCUUGGCGGUGCUGUACUGUAUGACUGACAGCUUUUCUUUCAAUAGGGUGGGGUGAGUGGAACUAUACUCUAACUAUUUCCACGGCACUUUUAGAAAGUCCUUGAUGUAAAUUAUAGUCUCUUUUUGGCUUGAAAUUUUCCCUGUGGUGAUUCUGAUACUGACUGCCCAAGGCCAAGCAUAGAACAAACAUCACUGUGUCGUUAAUAAUUUUUCACUAGUCACGGUCAUUACACAACCACCAGACACUGACUAAUCAUUGCAUUGCAUUAGACAACUUUUAAAAUCCCUUUUGAUUCCUGUUCAGUUAGGCAGUGUCAACAAUUUAAGUCCAGGAAAAACAGACUAUCACUCUGACCUUCCUACCUUUUUGUUCGUUUGCUUGUUUGAUGUUUUAGCAUUAAAGAGAGUUUAGGUUGUAGACACUGCAUUUUCUCAAACUUCAAAGAUACUGGGGGAGUUUGUGGUGUUGUAGGAAAGAAAGGAAGGAAGGAAGAAAGAAACACUAUCAUAUAAGGCUGCUGCAGAAUAUCCUAUGUUUACAUGAGAUUAUCAGCAUAGUAAAUGUAUGAAAAUUUGGAUUUUUGUAUUAUUUGUUUUUGGUUAACUGUUUACAGAAGAAAUAUAUUUUUGCCAAAAGGGGUAUAUGAAGGAUUUUUGUAAACAAAAGUAAUAAUAAUAGUAAUAUAAAUUCUUUCCUAGGAAACUGAGCUUUUUUUAAAAUGUUGUACCAUUGCUAUUUAUUUUGUUUCUGGGAAAAAUAAGUGCAUUGGACCAUUUCUCCCACAAUUAAUGUUGCCCCCAUUUUCUAGCGUCAGUGGGUAUCUGGUUGUGGGAUGUUUUCUUUUUCUAUUUUGUUUUGGGUUUUGUUUGUUUCUUAAGAGGAAAAAAAAUUAUGAUGAUUAAUAAACUUUUAGCAUUUUGCAA